Messenger RNA from Thunnus maccoyii (southern bluefin tuna), 4882 nucleotides. It is a transcript of the gene adra2c, whose product is annotated as adrenoceptor alpha 2C. The transcript has a single exon. Gene Ontology annotation, molecular function: alpha2-adrenergic receptor activity. The record is from RefSeq and is a predicted model, not a curated record. NCBI's taxonomy places the organism in Eukaryota, Metazoa, Chordata, Actinopteri, Scombriformes, Scombridae. Gene Ontology annotation, cellular component: membrane. Gene Ontology annotation, biological process: regulation of smooth muscle contraction; platelet activation; adenylate cyclase-activating adrenergic receptor signaling pathway. The coding region runs from base 151 to 1500 and encodes 449 amino acids.
GGUGAGACGAGGAGAAAAAUGCCAUUUGAUGUAGAUUUUUAUUGUGAAAUAGGCACUGAAGUCCUAAUGGGGUAUUUCUACAGAUUAUUUACGCACAUUUUCAUUUUUUAAAAGUCACAUCUUGACUAAAAAGAAAAAACUAAACUCAAAAUGGAUUUCUUAAAUAUCUCCGGCUUGGAGGACGGGAUGGAGGCAGAAAAUAUCUCCUUUAAUUCCACCUCUCAGAGCCAGUACAGCCAGCUCGCUAUCUGGGGUCUGGCUGGACUUGUCAGCUUUCUGAUUUUGUUUACAAUAGUCGGGAACGUCUUGGUUGUUAUUGCCGUUUUAACCAGCAGAGCUCUGAAACCACCCCAGAAUCUUUUUCUCGUCUCUCUGGCCAGUGCGGACAUACUGGUGGCUACCCUGGUCAUGCCCUUUUCUCUGGCAAAUGAACUUAUGGGCUACUGGUUUUUUGGUAAAAUCUGGUGUGACAUCUACCUGGCUCUGGACGUUUUAUUCUGCACCUCUUCUAUUGUUCACCUGUGCGCUAUAAGCUUGGACAGGUACUGGUCAGUGACACAGGCGGUCGAGUAUAACUUAAAGAGAACACCCAAAAGAGUUAAAGGGAUGAUUGUGGUGGUCUGGUUGAUCUCAGCCGUCAUCUCCUUCCCACCACUGAUAUCAAUGGACAGGAGCAGCAGUGAGACCAACCCCCAGUGUAUUCUGAAUGAUGAGACCUGGUAUAUCCUCUACUCCAGUAUUGGAUCGUUCUUUGCCCCCUGUGUCAUUAUGAUUCUGGUCUAUAUUCGGAUCUACCAAGUAGCAAAGACCAGGACCAGGACAAUGUCCGAGAAGAAGAGAGAUGUGGACUCGCCGCUGGAGAAUGGGAUGGAUCAAGCUGAACCAGGAAAAGGUGGCUCGUUAAAGUCCAGCAGGGGUGGAAGCAUGAAAGAUCAGGAACGUGAGAAUGGGCACUGCAAAGAGCAUGCCGUUGGGUCCUCCUUACCAAAUGAGCCGAAACAUCCAACGACAGACCACGAUGACGACUUCGACGAUAGCAGCUCAUCAGAUGAGAAACCUAAAAAGACCACUACCAACAAACACCACCAUGAUGACAGGAAAGACAGGAAGUCCAGCCGGAAAAGCAGCUCCACUUCUAAAUACUCCAGCAGGAAGUCACGUUCCAGUUCCAAAUCCAUGGAGCUGUUCUCGUCUCGCCGCAAACGCCGGAGCACCGUUAAUCGAAAGAAGGUCUCUGCCGCUCGAGAGAAACGCUUCACGUUUGUACUCGCAGUGGUCAUGGGUGUAUUUGUCGUGUGCUGGUUCCCAUUUUUCUUCUCCUACAGCCUGUACGGAAUCUGCCGGGAGCCGUGCAAGGUCCCAGAGACACUGUUCAAGUUCUUUUUCUGGAUUGGCUACUGUAACAGCUCAUUGAACCCGGUCAUCUACACCAUCUUUAACCAGGACUUCCGCAGAGCCUUCCAGAAGAUCCUCUGUAAGUCAUGGAAACGCUCUUUCUGAAAGUGUCCUGCACGGAUGCAGCUAUAAUAGACAUUUUAACCAGCAGGCACAUAUUUAAACUGUUCUGAGCAGUAGGAUAAAGCGCUGGCCUGAGGUGCUUUAACACCUUUUCUUUCAGGGAUUGCACUAAAAAUGAAGGGGACGCUUAACGGAUCAAAGGAUUGAACUAAGGUGUAGGAUAGGGGUUUAAAAUACAAGCGUAAGCGCUCUGAUAAUAUUCACAGAGGAGGUUUUCAUUGAACAGCAGGCUGCUUUUGGACUCUGAUGAGGGCUUCACCCCCCCCACCCCCCACUCUGACUUAUGCUCCCUUCAUUUAAAUACAAUAAAGUGAUUCAUAACAGUUUCUGUGAUGCAUGCACACCACAGUAGCUGCACUUGGACAAACUGCACAGGAGUUGAAGGGUUUACAGAGACACUUGAUUUAAAAUGUGACCUCAUUCACUGAGUAUACUGCGAAGGCCUUGACAAUCUCCACACAACCGUUUUUUGUGAUGUUGGAUAGUCGUAUCUAUCUUCUCUCUUUCUCUUACUCUUUUCUUUACCUUUCUAUUACGUCACACUCUCAACAUAAGGACCAAUGGGAUGAAGGGGCUCCUUGCUUACUGUUUCAGUAGCAAAACGUUUCACUAAAAAAUGAAAAACUCAAAAACUACAAAGUCAUAAUACUGCUUCAGUGUACUGUGUGAGGAAAAAAAGUGUCUCAUCAUGGAAAUGCAGUGGAAACUUUUCAUCAGGUCGUGUGUUUUUUGUGAACUCGUACGUGUAGCUUGGACUUGGCCUGGAUACGAUGGCAUGUACAGUACAGUGGGCAUUUUCUUCUCCGAGGCAUGUGUUUGCACCUUCCUCUAUCCUUUGAGAAAAUAGAUGGAACACAGAAGUACUCACUGAGGCUUUCACUGUGUGUGUGUGUGUGUAUGUGUGUGUAUGUGUGAGUGCGUUUGUGUGAAAGAGAAAGAGGAAACAAAGUGUAUAACAUGUGGAACUGUGUUGUGAUGAAGUGAGCUGGAGAGUUUACUGCAUAUUAUCCCAACUGCCAGUCACUGAUAGCCUGUAUGUGUGUGCGUGUGUGUGUGUGUGUGUGUGUAUGCCUGCUUUCAGUAAAUGGCCUGAUUCUCUCUGGUCAAGUGUCUUUCUAUUCUCCUCCAUCCUAUUUUCUGUCGCACGUCUUUCCUCUCCACCUUACAGCCACAAAACGCACUUAGCCAUAGUAAAAACCAAACACCCUGUCUCUGUUUCCAUGUCUGCUGCUUGCACCACAUAUAAGAACGUACAUACACAUUAUUAUAACAUACACAAAGACAUAAAAAUGACUUAUUGUCAAUAUUUUCAUCUUUACAUUACAAGCAUUUAUAGCCGGAAGGACUAAUGCUUUUUUUUUCUCUUGUAAAUAAGUGAAGACAGUACAGUAUUAUUGUGUGGUGCCUCAUAAUCACACAUGUAUGAAUUAAUAUGAUAAAAAAUGUAUUGUUUGUAUAAUGAACAACGCUGAAAGAUUUUCAUGUCACAUCAACCUCUGUCCUUUUCUAAUGUUUCAGAAAAAAGAACAAGCAUUUACUUCUCUGCUUUGAGCACAUUCGAAAAAGAUCAAAUAAAGAGAUCACUUCAGCUGUCCUUUGAAGACUGCAAGAGUGCAUGACUGCAUUCUUCAUUACUGUUAAUGUUUAUAUAUUUUUGUACUGCUGUGCCACUGUAGUUUAUUAUGUGUCACUGAUGCUGUCACUGGUGUGACUCAGAACAUAUGAGUAAUGAUCUUUUUUUAAAGUGCUAUUAUUUUGAGGGUAGACUCCUUGGAAGGCUGUUGUUCAGACUCGAGAGUUACGGUGAAGAAUAAUCCAGCCAAAGAAUGUACUGAAAAUGGAAACUGUAUCAAACUGUAUCUCACUUUGUUUAACAGAAAAUAUUUUCAGCACAGAAAAUACAUAUUAGGUUAUGAUUUUAGUGAUUAUUAAUGAAUCAGACUUCAAUUUAAAGUGAGACUAUGUAACUUUUGCCAAACAGUGGCCACAAGUGAAAAUUAUGGGAUAAUCCUAAAUACUAGAACCUACUUUAACAGUGGAUAACAGUCAUGAAGUCAGUAAACUGACUCCGUAACAUCCAUUAUGCAGCAAUACUUACCUGAAGUUUGCUAACAUUAGCCACCAUAAGCUACUGGUCAUACCAGACCAAGUAAGCCUGUAGCAGCAUUCAUUUUAAUUGUAAUUUGUAAAAGAAUGAAUGUGCUAUUUCUUCUUUCAAAACUUUCAUAGUCUCGCUUUAAGAGUUGUCUAAUGCACACUUGGUAGACAGAUGCAUGGGAAACUGAAAUCACGCAAAAGAAAUAAAAUAAAUUGUAUUAAAACUCCAAAGAUUUGGUCACAGACCUUCGUCAGGCAUCAAUCUCUAUGGAUUUUACGAUCUGUAGAAUACAAUAGAAAAAAAGAGACUUGGACUGUUGUUUAGUUCUUCCUCCCCCUGUCUACCACUUGAACGUCUCUUCUUGAUGAAAAUCACUUACUGUAUAUUGUGAUCCAGUAUCUGCUAUUUCUACUUUUCUUGUCUCAUUGUAAUUAUCUCAUUUUAGGGAAUUCUUUUUUGGCUGAGGUGAUGUAAUUAUCUUGCGUUUGUUAGUGGUGAUUGCAGCCAGAGGUUCUAGUAUAAAGACUGUUUAAUAUUGUGAACCAGAUGCCUGACAAAGGACGGACUAUGACCAAAAUGUUGCAUUUUCAAUUAACUUAUUGUAAACAGAACGAAAGUCAACACUUUCUAAUAAAUCAUAUUUGCAAGAGCUAAGAUUAGACUGUACCCACAAAAAAAUUAUACAAAUGAGAAAUAUUUAUAACGAGGAUCGAAAUAGGAAAUAUUCAGCUAAGAUUGCUGAGUGCCCCUUCUAGACUAAAAGAGACAUUUUGAAGUCAUUGGUAAUUACAGUUUACGCACAACUUUCACCAAAGUUAGAAUCAGGAUCAAAACAAAGACUUCUGAAGCAUCUAAGAUUUCUAAUGUGAUUUCCGCUCUCCCUGCAAAUGUCUUUCACCACAUUACUGAAGAAUUGUUUCAGGAAACAACUUAUCAGGAACCUUGUAUUGUCUGCCCAGACUCUGAUUUAGUUUAUCAAAGAUGUUCACUGUUCAAAUGGUGUGGCAGAAACAUUUUUCUCCUGUUCAAAGACAGUUCUGGUUCUCCCACUGUCUGAAACCCUGUAGCAGUUUGUAGGUGUAGACAGUAUCUUUUCUUCCCUGCUAGUACAUCAUUUAUUGUAUCCUCCAGAGAUGUUACUGUUUUGUUUGCUGACCAUACUAUAUUUGUAUGCAGUGGAGUACCCAGGAGUGCUUUCAUAAAGCCUGUCAUGAACAAACUGUGUGGUUGCAUCAAAUUAAAUCUAACCUCAUGGUUUCAUUUUUA